AGAGACUGUGGGGAAGACAGAGCAAGAGCUGGAAACAAACCUCAGUGAAGAAUGAAGGCUUUAGUAUGUAUCCUGCUGCUGCUGGAAACCCUUGUGUUUGUGGUACAGCAGGUAGAUGGAGGACUCAAUGAGAAUAAGGACAGUCAACAGAUCAGCUCUGAGGACGGAAGACAGAAUCCACCUCAAACAGACACUUUGAGAGCCGAAGCUUCAACUGACAGCCAACAAAACUCUCACCCGUGCUUCUCUGACAUCCAUGCAGCACUGAGAGAACUGACCGCCACCGUUACAGAGCAGAAAAUGAUCAACAGAGAACUGACUGCAACGGUUACAGAGCAGAAAGAAAACAUCAGAGAACUGAUCGCCACUGUUGCAGAGCAGAAAACAAUCAACAGAGCUUUAGAGACGCGACUGAUGGAUGCUGAGAAAGCCGCAGAACAACAUACGUUGCUCCUGGAAGAGCUGAACAAGAAAAAUUAUGACAGAGAGAUUGCUUUCUCAACUUCACUGCUGCAAUCUGGCCAUGGAGACGUCGGUCCUUUUACCAGUGAUAUCACACUAAUCUACAGGAACGUCUUCACAAACACAGGGAACGCCUACAACCCAAUAACAGGUAUUUUCACAGCCCCAGUGAAAGGAGUGUACGUGUUCACAUUCUCUGUCUAUGCUCAUGGUCAAUCAAAUGCAGCAAGUGCCUACCUUAUGAAGAAUGGACAGCAUGCGAUUGUAGCGUUUGCUCAGCAGAAUCAGGGUGCGUUAAACUCCUCAAAAGGAGUUGUGUUGGUCCUGGAGGUUGGAGAUGUCGUCUAUGUGAGACUUCGGCCUAACGGCAAGAUUCAGGAUAACGGGAAUAAUCACAACACUUUCAGUGGUUACAUACUGUUUCCCUUAAAAUAACAGGAGCUGUGAUUCCAGUCAUUCAGAACCUUUAGAGUAUGAUUUAAGAUGAAAAUCAUGAAGAAUCAUUAA
Messenger RNA from Megalobrama amblycephala (Wuchang bream), 969 nucleotides. RefSeq lists its product as uncharacterized. NCBI's taxonomy places the organism in Eukaryota, Metazoa, Chordata, Actinopteri, Cypriniformes, Xenocyprididae. Gene Ontology annotation, molecular function: protein binding. The transcript is spliced from 3 exons. Bases 52 to 897 code for a protein of 281 amino acids. The record is from RefSeq and is a predicted model, not a curated record.